This is a messenger RNA of Vespula pensylvanica (western yellowjacket), 1565 nucleotides long. RefSeq names its product pyrimidodiazepine synthase-like. The coding region runs from base 220 to 948 and encodes 242 amino acids. The record is from RefSeq and is a predicted model, not a curated record. Gene Ontology annotation, cellular component: cytoplasm. Lineage: Eukaryota; Metazoa; Arthropoda; Insecta; Hymenoptera; Vespidae. The transcript is spliced from 6 exons. Gene Ontology annotation, biological process: glutathione metabolic process. Gene Ontology annotation, molecular function: glutathione transferase activity; glutathione dehydrogenase (ascorbate) activity.
UAUCGAAUAAUUCGUUGCUUGAAGUAAUCAUAUACAUACACAUAUAUGUAUGACGAAAUAUCAAAGACGCUGUAUGUCUCACAAUACCAGCAAAUUCUUCUCAUCGAUAUUUAUUCCGAGCGAUUCACUCGAACGAUAUAAAUGUCAUCUGUCGCUCGAAGCGAUUAGAAAUCAUAUAUCUUUAUGAGAAUUCAUUUAACAUUCUAACGAACGAUUAAAAUGAGUACGAAACAUUUAAGUACCGGAUCAGUCGCACCACCCAUUGUACCUGGAAAAAUACGUUUGUAUAGCAUGCGUUUUUGUCCAUAUGCGCAAAGAAUACAUCUUGUUUUAGAUGCCAAGAAAAUUCCAUACGACGUUGUUUAUAUUAAUUUAACCCAAAAACCAGAAUGGUUCUUAGAGAAAAAUCCUUUUGGAAAAGUUCCUUGUAUAGAAUUAGAAGGAGGAGAAGUAUUAUAUGAAAGUCUUAUAAUAGCAGAAUAUCUAGACGAAGCUUAUCCACAAAAUAAAUUGUGUUCAUUGAGUCCUUUUGCUAAAGCUAAGGAUAAAUUGUUGAUUGAAAGAUUUAAUGGAGUUAUUACCAAUAUGUACAAGCUGUAUGCUGGAACAUCAGUAGAUCGUGAUUUAUAUAAUGAAGCUCUAUCUAGUUUGGAGUAUUUUGAUAGAGAACUUGUUAAAAGAAGAACUCCAUUCUUUGGAGGUACUUCGCCUGGCAUGUUAGAUUUAAUGAUCUGGCCAUGGUGCGAAAGAGCAGAUAUUAUUCGGAUUUUGCGUGGAGAUGAAUUUAUAAUAUCUCGAGAACGUUUUCUAAGACUGUUCGAGUGGAGAAAUGCAAUGAAAGAGGAUCCUGCGAUUAAAAACAGUUAUUUGGAUGCUGAAAUACAUUCCAAAUAUGUGCGUAGUCGACUUGCUGGAAUACCUCAAUAUGAUUUGCUGCUUAAUCUUUAACUAAAAUAUGUGAUUCUAAAAGCCUCUAAAACUUACCUCAUUAAUGUUUGAAUAAUAACAUUAUAACUUAAUAAUUGUUUAUACAUGUUUAUGUACAAAUAACUAAUUUAAAGAUGAUAAAAAAUUUGUUCAAUACUAUAUUGAACUAUGAUUCUGCAUUUAUAUAAUAUAUAAAUAAAAGAUUAUCACAUUUCCAAUGCUUAAAAUAAAGCAAUCUGCUUUGAUAUUUUAUUAAUAUUACAAUUUUUUUUGUCAUGUGUGUAUAUGUAUAUAUAAAUAUAAAUAACUAAAUGUAUAUCGAUGUUGUAUAGUCAUGUAACAAACAUCGUUGAUUAUUUCACCUAAUAUACUCAAAUACUAUUGAAAUACUUUGAUAUUAUUAAUAUUAUUUGUACAAAAUGUAAAAGCAUAUUGUAACAUAUUCAUAUUUGAUCUUUGUUUCUAAUAAAAAAUAAGUGUAAUUCUGUAAUACAAAAAUAGUAAAAUAUGGAAUGACAUCGAUAAUACUUAGAACACAUUAUAUAGUUCCCUACAGUGUAUGUACAAAAUGUUUAGAAAUCUCUCUUGUAUUAAACAUACAAUACAAACCAUAAAUUAAAAAACAGAUAAAAAUUAUA